CUAAAAAUUCGAAAUCAGUUUAUACAAGUUUUUGCAGGUUUAUGUGGUCGACGGCAUUCAGUUCGGUAUACACUGAAAAGUUACAUGAAUCUGUUGAUAAUAACUCAUAAUAGUUAUUAACGUAUAAAAAUAUGAUCGUAAAAGAUAAUAUAGUUAAUAAUUUGGAAGUGGAUUAACUGAUAAUAUUUGUUGGCGUUGAAAAUGACCCAGUUGAAUACAUUUUUUUUACGUUGAAACAGUCUACUGUUUUUUUUCUUUUACCAUUUGUACUGUUCUCUUUGAGUUUUCUUCUUCACCAAAAAGGAAAAUUAGGAAAUAUGUACGAGGAAAUAUUUGAUGAUUUACAAAAAGUGACGGAUGAAUUAACAAAAGCUGGAUUACGUGACAUUCCUUCACCAAAGAUAUUUAAUCUUUUAGAAAUUUUAAAAUCUCCCAAAAUUGUUUCUCAGAUUAUCAUGGAAUCCAAAGAAUUGUAUGAAGGAACAUCCAGUAAUUCUGAUUCUGAUAUUGAUCUCUUGGUCACAUCUAGUAAUUUAGCAAAAACUCACAAUGGUACUGAUGUGGAGGUUAUAAAAGAAUUAAAAAGUGAUUCCAAAUCUAAGAUAACAGUUGAUCUAACAAAAGUUCCUGAAAAAAAUGCAAGUUUAAAUGAAUUCCUUCAAGAUGAUGAUUAUAUUCAAAAUGAUGCAUCGAAUGAUUCAGAUGUUGAUAAUUAUUACACAAACUCGGAUUACGAAGAAGACAAAGUAGAAGAUAAUGAUACCAAAAUAGAAUCACCACCACCGAUUUUAAGCAUUCUGAAAGAUUUAACAGAAAGUUAUGCUUUGCCUCCACCGGAAGUACCGAGCGAAAUUCCCUUCGACAGCGUUAGAGAAGCUGAAAACUUUGAAAUCCUCGAAGAAAAUAAUAAUGAUCCGAAUAAUAAUAAUAAUCUAGAAGAAAUACAAUUAGGUGAACAAACUCAGCCCAAGAGUCCAGUUGCAGGUUGCAGUAGAGAUUUUAAUGAAAUAGAGUCUGGGAGACAAGUUUCACCAAUAAUAAUGUCUAUUACUAGUGAAGAGUCAAAUAAUUCCGAAACGAGAUGUUCUCAUCAAGAUAGUUUGGAACCACAACCAAGCUGUAGUAAGGAGUACAUUCAGCUUGAAGAAAGUGAUGAUAGCGAAGUUGAAGAACUCGAUUCUAAAGUGUCUUUUAAAGUUAAUUAUGAGAAGCUGCUAGAGGAAACUGAGGCCAUUAAUCGAUUUUUUCCCGAUAUAAGUGGAGAUGCGAUUUUCUCCAUGUUGGAUAAAAAUCGAAAGGCAACAAAUCGUGUCACUAUUGUCCUAUGGGACUUAUUACCCACAGAUAAACCUGAACCUCACAUUCCCGAAAAAAUGAAAAAAAGAAAACAAGGAAAUGAUCCUUAUCCUCUUAAUAUUAAGAAAAAUGGAUCUCCAUUUGCCUCAUCUAAAAUCGACGAUAUAACAAUAAAAAGAAUACAAGAAGACGUUCGAAACAGUGAGAAACCUGAUAUUUUUGAAAUUGAUCCCUCUCAUACAGAAGACAUUAAAACGGAAAAGUGUUCGAUUAAAGCAUCCAACUCUGCUACAAAGAGUAGCAAAGAAUCUUCCUUAUCGCCGAAUGAUAAAGGCAAAAAACCUCAAGUAAUUAAACCAGCGCAAUUUGUUUAUAAACCGAAAGUUAUUGCUGGAAAACAACCCGAAAUAAUUAAGAGAAAUAUUUUAUCAGCACCAAAGUUAAUUAUUAAUGCUCCAAUCAUUCAGUCGGCACCCAAGCGAAAAUUACCGUCACCCAAAACUAAUGAACUGUCAGAAGAGGGAUUCAUUUCCGAGGACAUUGAAACUGGCAACACAGCCGUUCUUCUACAAAAUCCUCUUUCCGCGUUUAACAUAAAAAAAGUAAAGAACUCAAAAGAUGAGACAAACGAUGAUGGAAGUCUUCCAUCAAAAAAAUCGAAAGCCUCGGAAAACAUUGGAAAUACAUCGCCGACGUUCGAUUACGAUUCUAUUUGGUCGCCAAUUAAUGAUCUUAUAGCUGAUGAUGAGACAUUUAUAAAUAAAAGCAAUAUAAUUAACAAAGAAUCAAAAUUAGAGUUUCUCAAACCGAAUCAAGAAAACAAAUUUUAUCAAAUGCCAGCAAAUCCAAUGGCAUCUACUAGUUCUGUAAAUCAGCCACAUCACACUGCACUUGCUGCGAAUACGAUAGUCAUUAAACCUAAAAUCGAAGUAAUUCCUAAUAAGGACACUUAUUAUAAACUGAGAAGUAUUUUCCCCGAUAUUGAUCCUUCUUUUAUUAAGGAAAAGUGUAUAAAUCCACCGUUUUCAAUGGCAGGACUCAAUAUUGAACAGCAACUAAAUAUGUUCGUUGAAGUUUUAUUAGCAGAUGGUGGAAAUCACCAAAUUCACGAAAUUCGUGAAGAAUCCGAUGAUGUCGGUAAUAAAGAUGAGCAGUAUGAAACUCUCUUAGGAAUAUUUCCAGAAGCUGAUCCUGAAUUUUUGCGUAAAUUUGUGGAUGAAAAUUAUAAAAGUCCAGAUAAUUUAAAAAAUUUUAUUCAAAAAAAUUUAGAGAAUCCAGUGUAUCCAACUAGAGCGCAAUAUUUGGAAAAAAUUAAAAUUAAUCAACAAAUUAAGGAUUACACUACAGAUUUUAGCGUAAAAAAGUUCUUGCAAAUAUUUCCCAAUCCUGUAGAACACUUCGAAAAAUCUGACAGAAAAUGCGCCUUUAAGCCAAUGGCCAAUGAGUUCUUAAAGGACACCUUUCGGAGGCAUAAGGUUGCUACAAUAUCACAAAUUUAUCGAAGAAGAAAUCAUCAUUUGAGUCUAACAGCUAACGACUUAAGAAAUCUUUCACCGGACAUGAAAGGGAAGAGAAGUAAUUAUCUGAUGCCAACUGAAGAUAUUCCUCUUCUUCAAGAAAUGGCCUAUAUUAAAUUUAAAAAUGAUAUCGUCACUUAUCUCGAGGAUAUCAAAAGACAGGAAUUACAAGACUUCAAUAAUCUGAAAGAACAAGGUUUGUUGCUUGAGUGCCAAUGUUGCUUUAAUGAUGAAUGUUUACCACGAAAAUGUUCCACAUGCGAAGACGGACAUAUUUUUUGUCAUGGAUGCAUUUUAAGAGGUACUGAAAGCAAAAUUAGUGAUGGCCAAAAUCACAUACCUUGCUUUGUGGAAUGCAAGCGAGAAUUCAGUCUAUCAGUUCUACAAGAAGUUUUACCACCAACAACAUUUAGUAUUCUUCUACAAAAGCGACAAGAAGCUGAAGUAAUGGCUGCAGGUUUGGAAGGACUUGUUUCUUGUCCGUUUUGCCAUUUUGCGUCAAUUCCUCCAGUUGAAAGUAAAGUCUUCAAAUGUUUGAAUCCAGAUUGUAUGAAAGAAACUUGUCGGUUAUGUAAUGCGUUGAAUCAUGUCCCAUUAAGAUGCGAUGAAGUCUUAAAAGAAGAUGAGGCACGUCUUAAAUUAGAGGAAAAAAUGACAGAAGCUCUUGUUCGAACCUGUUAUAAAUGCCAGAAACCAUUUUUUAAAGAAGAGGGUUGCAAUAAGAUGACUUGUGUUUGCGGUGCUUCUAUGUGCUACUUAUGCUCAACUCCUCUCAAAAAUGGAGAUUACAAACAUUUCAAUGGACAAGGAUCGUCAAACUCAAAUUUGUGUCCUUUAUGGACCGACAACCGUCGUAUGAAUGCCGAAGCAGUACGGAAAAUUGCAGAAGUCACGGAAAAUGAACUGAGGAAAAAAAAUCCUAAUUUAAAAGUCACGGCAAAAUCUAUUUUACCUACGUUGCCACCAAAAACCAGAGGACCUCACGAUGAUAUUCCCAACGCAAAUGCAUUGCCGGAAUAUAUUUUAAGAAUAGCGAACAACCCAUAACAAUAGCUUCUAUGAACCAAUUUUUAAGUGCCAAAGACGUCUCAGGUUUGGAGUGUAUUUUACAUCAUUAAUUUUUUAAAAUAACAUAUCGUAAAAUUUGUUUAUAUGAAAUUGUCAAGAAGAAUAUGCCAACUAUUUUUUUUCUUAAUUGUUAAAAUCGUAAAACUUUUUUUCUACAUUAUAAAAGUCUUUAGUUUAUACACGCCAAACUAAUUUUAUCCAAAAUUAAAAAUCAAGUUUUUGCAAAAAAAAAA
Messenger RNA from Leptopilina boulardi, 4114 nucleotides. RefSeq lists its product as uncharacterized. The transcript is spliced from 7 exons. The coding region runs from base 318 to 3860 and encodes 1180 amino acids. The record is from RefSeq and is a predicted model, not a curated record. NCBI's taxonomy places the organism in Eukaryota, Metazoa, Arthropoda, Insecta, Hymenoptera, Figitidae.